This is a messenger RNA of Brienomyrus brachyistius, 3514 nucleotides long. It is a transcript of the gene brsk2a, whose product is annotated as BR serine/threonine kinase 2a. The transcript is spliced from 20 exons. NCBI's taxonomy places the organism in Eukaryota, Metazoa, Chordata, Actinopteri, Osteoglossiformes, Mormyridae. Bases 111 to 2210 code for a protein of 699 amino acids. Gene Ontology annotation, molecular function: protein serine/threonine kinase activity; ATP binding; tau-protein kinase activity. Gene Ontology annotation, cellular component: cytoplasm. The record is from RefSeq and is a predicted model, not a curated record. Gene Ontology annotation, biological process: protein phosphorylation; microtubule cytoskeleton organization; intracellular signal transduction.
UCUCCCCGCUGUCUUGCAGGCCUGGUGAAGCUGGGGGGGUUCACUGUGUCACAUGUCAAAAAGUCGCCAUAAAGAUCGUCAACCGAGAGAAGCUCAGCGAGUCAGUGUUAAUGAAGGUGGAGCGAGAGAUAGCCAUUUUGAAGCUCAUAGAACAUCCCCACGUUUUAAAGUUACACGACGUCUAUGAAAAUAAGAAAUAUUUGUAUUUGGUGCUGGAGCAUGUGUCAGGGGGGGAACUGUUUGAUUACCUGGUGAAAAAGGGGAGGUUAACGCCCAAAGAGGCCCGGAAGUUCUUCCGACAGAUCAUCUCUGCGUUGGAUUUCUGCCACAGUCACUCCAUAUGCCACAGGGACCUGAAGCCCGAAAACCUGCUUCUGGACGAGAAGAACAACAUUCGGAUAGCGGACUUUGGAAUGGCUUCUCUGCAGGUCGGGGACAGCCUGCUGGAGACCAGCUGUGGAUCCCCACACUACGCCUGCCCAGAGGUCAUCAGGGGCGAGAAGUACGACGGCAGGAAAGCAGAUGUGUGGAGCUGCGGUGUCAUCCUCUUCGCGCUGUUAGUGGGCGCCCUGCCGUUUGACGACGACAACUUGAGGAACCUGCUGGAGAAAGUGAAGCUGGGCGUUUUCCACAUGCCACACUUCAUCCCGCCAGACUGUCAGAACCUGCUCAGAGGCAUGAUCGAGGUGGACGCCACCAAGCGGCUAACGUUAGAACAGAUCCAGAAGCAUACGUGGUACAUAGGGGGCAAGAAUGAGCCAGAGCCGGAACAGCCCAUUCCCCGGAAGGUCGCUAUCCGCACGCUGCCUUCAGCUGAAGACAUCGACCCCGAUGUGCUGGAGAGUAUGCACUCGUUGGGCUGCUUCCGGGACAAGAACAAACUGAUGAAGGAUCUGCUUUCAGAAGAUGACAACCAGGAGAAGAUGAUCUACUUUCUCCUUCUGGAUCGUAAGGAGAGGUACCCCAGCCACGAAGACCAAAACCUACCCCCACGGAAUGAAAUUGACCCCCCCAGGAAGCGCGUGGACUCGCCCAUGCUGAACCGGCACGGCAAGAGGAGACCGGAGCGCAAGUCCAUGGAGGUGCUCAGCGUGACGGACGGCGGGUCACCGGUGCCGGCGAGGCGGGCCAUUGACAUGGCACAGCACGGGCAGAGUAAGGCCGUGUUCAGUAAAAGCUUGGAUAUCACUGAUGCCAAUUCCACACACAACAAAGACGAAAGGUCGCGGUCCAUCAGUGGAGCCUCCUCGGGCCUCUCCACCAGCCCCCUCACGAGUCCCCGGGUGACCCCUCACCCCUCCCCUCGGGGAAGCCCUCUCCCCACUCCCAAAGGAACGCCAGUGCACACUCCAAAGGAGAGUCCAGCUGGCACCCCCAGUCCCACACCUCCCCCCAGCCCCUCCAUCGGUGGGUUGCCCUGGAGGACUCGCCUCAACUCCAUCAAAAACAGCUUCCUUGGAUCGCCACGCUUCCACCGCAGAAAACUGCAAGUUCCCACACAAGAGGAGAUGUCCAGCCUCACACCAGAGUCUUCCCCAGAACUUGCCAAAAAAUCCUGGUUUGGUAACUUUAUCAACUUGGAGAAGGAGGAGCAGAUCUUCGUGGUCAUCAAGGACAAGCCGCUGAGCUCCAUCAAAGCCGACAUCGUGCACGCUUUUCUCUCAAUCCCCAGCCUGAGCCACAGCGUGAUCUCACAGACGAGUUUCCGGGCUGAGUACAAGUCCACCGCCGGGCCCACCGUCUUUCAGAAGCCCGUGAAGUUCCAGGUGGACAUCACCUACACCGAGGGCAGUGGGGCACAGAAGGAGAACGGCAUUUACUCGGUCACUUUCACACUACUUUCAGGGCCCAGCCGGCGUUUCAAGCGGGUGGUGGAGACAAUCCAGGCGCAGCUGUUGAGCACACACGACCAGCCGGGAGUCCAGCAGCUCUCUGACACUUCCUCUCACUGUUCGGAACUGCUGACGGGGAAGUUCUCCAAGUGUGGCAGCCCAUUGAGUAACUUCUUUGACGUAAUUAAACAACUUUUUUCAGACGAGAAGAACGGUCAGGUGUCCCACCCACCAGGCACACCCACCAAGCAUGGCGCCAGCGGCGGGAGGCGCGACGGCGAGCCUAAUGACUACGGCUCUAGAGGAGACUCAAAGUGUCCCGCUGGCAAAGAGAAAGCAAAGAUGGUGGCACCCUUUGGGACACAGGAGCAGCCCUAAAAAAAGCCAUAGCAGAUUAAGAUAGCAUAAAAUCCGCGUGAAUCCAACGGCGCCGGCAGGAGAGCUAGUGACUCACUAGUCUGCUGUAAAUAAAAUUGGAAACUAUCCGUAGAUGGUAUAACUUUUAUAUUAUGGAAUGACUGUAAAUAGAUACAAAGCAAAUAUUUUAAAAUUAGCACUUGUAAAAAAAAAAAACGGCUUCCCCAUUCCACUUCCCUCCCCUCCACAGGAAUAAUCGCAAUGUUUUUAGCUAUUGUUCUGUCCUUCUGUUUAUUAAUUUUUUGUCUCUUCCCCUGCUCACCUGUGUGAUGACCUGACUUGUUUCUGCUGCUAGGAAUUAUCCAGAAAACGUAUUAAACCAGCCUCCUGCUCCUCCUGCCCCCGUGCCGUGCAGCGCGAGAUGGCCAUUUGUUGACGGAGGGCGCUUUGCGAAGCCGGUGUGCGAGUUACCGAGGAAACGGACCCCCCUCUCGACUUCACACACACCCAAUCCAUCACCCCAACCACCCUCCUCCCAGUCUCCGGCAGAGCAUCGUAAAAAUGACCGCUCUCACACCGCCGACCUCCUCGCGUCUCCACCUAAAAGAAGAUAGACGGAGGCGGAGGAGACAGGUGACGCGACGACACGUGCCCAUCCCGCGCUGUCCCUCUCCCGCACGCGCACAGACAAACCCGCACGCACGCACGCACGCACGCACGUGCGAACUCCCGGGGUGUAUAAGAACAAUAGCAAAAGGAGGCAGAAGAAGAUGGAGCACCGGGCUGUCAAAGGCGGACUUGCAGGCCUGUUUUCUUUUUAACGUACACUUUUUGUGCAAAUAACCGGGUUUAAACUGGCAACACCCUUGGUGAAAAAAAAAACUGUACGCCCCCUUUCAGAAGCAAAAGGGGGUCUGGAAAAGUAUUCGGGGGUGAGUUGCGGAUGUGGGAGAGUUGAUGGGAUUAAGCAAAUGAAUGAUCUAUUCUGUUGUACAGGCUGAAUAUGUUUCUUAUGUAAAAAUGUCUAGUUGUGACACUGUUUAGCUUUAGGGUCAGAUUCGAGAAUUGUGUUGCCACAAUCCCCCCUCACCCCUUUACUUUGGUAUUUUCCUGUUAAUCACUUAUUCGCUUUUCGUUCAGGUUCGUUAUCCCUACUCGCUGUUACCUCCACCCACCUCCAAUUUUUAUGUGAAAGUCUCUGGUCUGACGCUGUCAGACAGGGAGAGAAAUGUAUUGGCUGAUCAUAUUGGAUCUUUAUUAUUUAUCUUUAUAUAUCUUUAUUUGACUUUAUUUGUGUCUUAAUUUAUUAAGUGUUGGCUAUAUAU